AGCAGGGGGCGCGCGCGCGGCAGCGGCGGCGCUGCCGGGGGCGGAGCGGAGGAGGCGCCGCCGUUGUCGCCGUCGUUGUCCCCGUCGCCGCCGCGCGCCAGGCCGCCUGGCUCCGCCUUCCGCGGCGCUGUUCUCCCGCGGGCCCGAGCAGCAGGAGUUGCGUAUCCGAAAAGUGGAUGUUCAGGAUAACAUGUCCAAUGUGUCGGAAGAAAGAAGCACUAGACAACAGGACAUUAAGAAAGGACUUCAGUUUAUAGAAUCUACUUUGCCCUAUCCAGGGACACAGGAACAAUAUGAGUUAUUUAUACGAGAACUUGUUAGAAAUCUUUUUAAUGAAGGGAAUGAUGUAUAUCGAGAAGGUGAUUGGAGAGGAUCGUUGAAUCACUAUUCAGAAGCUAUAAACAUAGCAGAUUAUGCAAAUUCUGAAGAAAUCCAUGUCUCUGAUGAUAUUUUAGAGAAGCUACAUGUAAACAGGAUAGCAUGCUUUUCAAAUAUGGGACUGCAUGAAAAGGUUCUAGAAGACUGUGAGAUAGCAUUAAGGUUAAAUGAAAAUAAUUUUAGAGCUCUCUAUCGGAAAGCAAAGGCAUUGAACGAGCUGGGAAGGUAUAAGACAGCUUAUGAUGCUGUAGCAAAGUGUUCUCUUGCUGUGCCGCAGGAUGAAAGUGUGAUUAAACUUACUCAAGAACUAGCUCAAAAAUUAGGAUUAAAAAUAAGGAAAGCAUAUGUAAGAGCAAAGCCACCCUCGAAUUCAGUUUCUAGUGAUGUAUCAACUCAGAUUUUUAGUGAUACAGCAAUUGUAUUUCAGUCCGCAAAGAAUUCUUCAUCUGUAGAAGAUAUUGAGUUAGAUUUAUCUGACCAGAAGCAAGAUAUGGUUUCUUCUGCUUCUUCGUCAGCCUUUGCUUCUGAAUUGUCUAAAGUGGCAUCAGUACCUAUAUCAUCUUUAUCUUCUGUUAUGUCACUUCAAGCGGAAAAAGCUUCUUUGCCUUCUGCAGCGUUGGCUAACGGAGGAAAUGUUUCUUUCUCUGUACCAGAAGCGUGUUUAGAUUGUGGAGAUGGCGAUAUAAUUAUUGGGGAAGAACUUGAUGAAUUACUUGACUCUGUGCCUGAUCCAGAUGAAAGCAUAAUGCAAACUACAGGUGCCAGGGGACCUAUUCCUGCUCCCAGUGUGGCUCCCAGUGGACCCUUCUCUGCUUCUUUGUUGGGGACGUUGCCAGUUAGUACAGGAUUUGUUCCUUCACCCUCUCUUUCAGAAAUCUUUUCACAGCCUUUGGCUUCUUCACUGGAAAAUUUUUGUUCACCGUUGAGCACCUUUUCAAUCAGUGACCCAAAAAGAGACCUCUCAAGUUCAGCUUCUAGAGAUGGAACACCAACACUUAGCAGCAAUAACUCUCCAUUGUUUAUAAACGGCCCUAGUAGUUUGUUUGGGUCCGAAAAUUACAUGGGAAUUUCAGGUCAAACUAGAAAUGACUUUUCGAAUGUUUUUAGCAGUGCAACUGCUAGUAUACCUGUAUCUUCAGCACUUGUGGGAAGAAACCCAUUAGAAGGCACACAUGAGCUAAGACAGGCCUGCCAGUUAUGUUUUGUCAAAAAAGGUCCUAAAUUACUGGAUUAUGCUUACCACCCUAAUUUAGAACAUAAAUGUAAGAAGGAUAUUCUAAUUGGUAGAAUAAAAAAUUCUGAAGAUAAAUCAUGGAAAAAAAUACGUCCAAGACCAACAAAAACACAGUAUGUGGGACCAUAUUAUAUAUGUAAAGAUGUUGCUGCUGAAGAGGAAUGCCGAUAUCCAGGGCACUGCACGUUUGCAUAUUGCCAAGAGGAGAUAGAUGUAUGGACACUGGAGCGCAAAGGAGCUUUUAGUCGAGAAGCUCUUUUUGGAGGAAAUGGAAAGAUCAACUUUACUGUGUCUCGACUUCUUCAAGAACAUCAUGGAUUCUUUAUGUUUCUUUGUGAGAAAUGUUUUGAUCAUAAACCCAGAAUAAUAAGCAAAAGGAACAAGGAUAAUUCAUCUUCUUGUUCUCACCCUGCUAUGCAUGACUUUGAAGAUAACAAGUGCCUUGUCCACAUUUUGCGAGAAACUAUGGUGAAGUAUUCCAAAAUUCGCCCUUUUCAAGUUCGGUGUCAGCUUGACCUGUGCAGACAUGAGGUACAUUAUGGCUGCUUAAGAGAGGAUAAAUGCUUUUAUGCUCACAGUCUGGUAGAGCUUAAAGUCUGGAUAAUGCAAAAGGAAACAGGUAUUUCGCAUGAUACUAUUGUUCAAGAAUCAAAGAAAUAUUGGCAGAACAUGGAAGCUAGUGCACAUGGAUCACAGACACAAAAUACCUUUUGUUGUUGUUGUUGUUGUUUUUUGUGUAAGAUCCUUGGGAACCAAAUGAAAUAUGGAUCACUUAAUUUGAAGAUGAAGUUUGUUUGUGGUCAGUGCUGGAGAAAUGGUCAAGUUAAUGAGCCAGACAGAAACAAAAAAUACUGCAGUGCAAAGGCAAGACACCCGUGGACCAAAGAUCGCCGUGUGGUGCUUGUAAUGUCUAACGAACGCAAGAAGUGGAUGACCAUUCGUCCCCUUCCUGCAAAGAAACAAGUGCCUCUGCAAUUUGAUUUGUGCAAUCAUAUUGCUUCAGGCAAGAAAUGUCAGUAUGAUGGGAACUGCUCAUUUGCUCACAGUCCUGAGGAGAGAGAGAUGUGGACAUAUAUGAAGGAGAACAGCAUUCAAGACUUGGAGCAGUUGUAUGACAUAUGGCUAAAAAGUCAAAAACCAGAAAAAGGAGAUGAUACAGCUGCUCAGGCAAAUAAAGAAAAUGGGAAGCAAAUCCACAUGCCAACUGACUAUGCUGAAGUAACAGUGGAUUUCCACUGUUGGAUGUGUGGGAAGAACUGUAAUAGUGAGAAACAAUGGCAGGGUCACAUUUCUUCUGAAAAGCAUAAAGAGAAGGUUUUCCACACAGAAGAUGAUCAGAACUGCUGGCAGUAUCGCUUUCCAACCGGAUGUUUUAGCAUUUGUGAUAGAUAUAUGGCUGGUACUUGCACUGAGGGAAACAACUGUAAAUUUGCCCAUGGCAAUGCAGAACUCCAUGAGUGGGAAGAACGAAGACAAGUUUUAAGAAUGAAGCUCAGCAAAGCAAGAAAAGACCACUUGAUUGCUCCCAGUGAUAAUGACUUUGGAAAAUAUAGUUUUUUGUUUAAAGGUUUAGACUAAUACUGAGAUGGCAUACACACGUUACCAGCUGGAAGCAUAAACCAGAAAAAUUGACAAUAAUCAAAAGCAUGUGACAGAAAAGCUGCAGGUUUUCUGCUUUUAUUGGCAUAUAUUGUUCCUCCUGAACAGCAAAAUAUAGUAGAUGUAGGGGAAUUGAGUGGACCUGUCUGUGCUGUCAUGAAACAGAGCGGUGAAUAAAAUAAAUCUGAAGUAUUAUGUACUCACUCACCUCCUGUUGGACAGGAAGUUAGGGAAUAGAAGGGGGAGAGAGGUUGUGAUGUCUAGGAAGCCCCCUAGUGUCAGUCCUUCAGCUGAAAAACUUACGGUAUCAAGGUAUUACGAACCAGUGUUACGGGCUAAGAAAAUGAUGGAUGAAUAUUCUUCAGAUCUUUUAAUGGAGACGAUUUGUUUAAAACAAAGUUUGCUACUUAUCUAUAUGUAGGUUGCUAAAAAGAAGUUUCUUAUUAAAGAUUUUAAACAAAAUAACCAUUUAACUACAAUAAGUGUUGAAUGGGUAUUUUUUCUCUAUUUGUAUGUUUCAAUAUAAUUUACUGGGAAAGGAUCGUGGGAGGAAAAAUGUAUUAAUUUUUGAAAAUGAAGUAGUUAAAAUUGUUUCUUGGUCUUUGCUGUUUAAAUGAUGAUUUUGAAAGAUUACACUUGUAUGUCAGUAUUGUGUAUUAUUGUAUGGACUAAUGUUGCCUGUAAUAAAGAGAACUUUACACAAA
Messenger RNA from Numida meleagris (helmeted guineafowl), 3915 nucleotides. RefSeq names its product zinc finger CCCH-type containing 7A (gene ZC3H7A). The coding region runs from base 191 to 3190 and encodes 999 amino acids. Gene Ontology annotation, biological process: miRNA processing. The transcript has 24 exons. NCBI's taxonomy places the organism in Eukaryota, Metazoa, Chordata, Aves, Galliformes, Numididae. The record is from RefSeq and is a predicted model, not a curated record. Gene Ontology annotation, molecular function: protein binding; metal ion binding; miRNA binding.